Molecule: messenger RNA, 814 nt
Organism: Tuber melanosporum (Perigord truffle)
Lineage: Eukaryota; Fungi; Ascomycota; Pezizomycetes; Pezizales; Tuberaceae
Exons: 4
Coding region: 98-514 (138 amino acids)
Biological process (GO): nucleosome assembly
Cellular component (GO): nucleosome
Molecular function (GO): structural constituent of chromatin; protein heterodimerization activity; DNA binding
Source: RefSeq, a predicted model, not a curated record
CACACGCAACCAUCCCUCUGCUCCUCUACUUCUCCAUCUUUCGCACACGAACCAACAAAACUCAACCAAAAACCAAACACUUCAACCCAGUUUCGAAAUGCCUCCAAAAGCUGCUGAGAAGAAGCCCACCACCGCCGGAAAGGCACCGGCCGGAAAGGCCCCUGAGAAGAAGGAGGCUGGAAAGAAGACCGCUGCCGCCAGUGGCGAGAAGAAGAAGCGCUCCAAGACCAGAAAGGAGACUUACUCUUCAUACAUCUACAAGGUUUUGAAGCAGGUCCACCCUGACACCGGUAUUUCCAACCGUGCUAUGUCCAUUCUCAACUCCUUCGUCAAUGAUAUUUUCGAGCGUGUUGCGACUGAGGCCUCGAAGCUUGCUGCAUAUAACAAGAAGUCUACCAUUUCUUCUCGCGAGAUCCAGACUUCUGUCCGCUUGAUCCUCCCCGGUGAGCUUGCCAAGCACGCCGUUUCUGAGGGCACCAAGGCCGUCACCAAGUACUCUUCCUCUACCAAAUAAAUUGUUCAACUAGGCAUUAUCAUACAAUGGGAAACCUUUUUACUUCUGGGCUUAUCCUUUCACUUCUUUUCUCACUUGCAUCUGUCGAAGGUAUUGGGGGGAAGGGAUUUGAAAGGCUAGGAGCGGCUCUCUGUUUUCUUGUCUAAUUAUACUUUUUUCUUUUUUUCCAAAGUGGGGUCUUUGGCAAUCGGUUUUUUCUCUUAUCUUUCUGGGGGCAUGUUUUGUCUUCAAUGGUUUUUUGUUUUUCGGGGUCAUGCGUUCUGUACAUUAACGAAAUGCCGGUUACUGGGUUCUUCUGAA